Molecule: messenger RNA, 399 nt
Organism: Hibiscus syriacus
Lineage: Eukaryota; Viridiplantae; Streptophyta; Magnoliopsida; Malvales; Malvaceae
Exons: 1
Coding region: 1-399 (132 amino acids)
Source: RefSeq, a predicted model, not a curated record
AUGAGAAGCCAAAACCUAAUGGCAAAGUUGAGAAGAUCAAAGGGUAUUGCAGGUUGCCGAUCCAAGGCCAAUGAAGGGUGCAAAAGACACCCUAAACACAAGCAAUCACCUGGCGUUUGUUCUCUUUGUUUAGGAGAAAAACUUUCUCAGUUACCAUACGGUUCUACCUCUCGACGUCCUACCAUUACUACCACUUGUUCUUCUUCAUCAUCUUCUUCUUCUUCUUUGUCGUCUUAUCAUUCUUCAGCCUUAGCUUCUUCUUCUUCCUCUCCUAUACGUGGCUAUCAUCUUGUCGGAGAAGGAAAGGGCUCUUCAUUUGCUUCGAGAGAUAAGAAAAAGAAUGGAGGGUUCUUGUCCAAGUUGAUUCAUCAUCACAAUAAUGCCACCAUGGUUCAUUAA